AUGUCAUUCACAAGCAAGGCUCCAGGCUCACUCUCUAUUGAUGCGAACGGCGGGAAACGACUUGGAUCAGCAUGGUUCGAGCUCGAAGCAGGAUCGACACACUCACACCCUGCGAACGGCGGGAAACGACUUGGAUCAGCAUGGCUCGAGCUCGAAGGAGGAUCGACACACUCACAUCCUGCGAACGUCAGGAAACGACUUGAAUCAGCAUGGCUCGAGGUCAAAGCAGGAUCGACACACUCACAACCUGCGAACGGCAAGAAACGACUUGGAUCAGCAUGGCUCGAGCUCGAGCUCAAAGGAGGAUCGACACACUCACAUACUGCGAACGGCAAGAAACGACUUGGAUCAGCAUGGCUCGAGGUCGAAGCAGGAUCGACACACUCACAACCUGCGAACGGGGGGAAACGGCAUGGAUCAGCAUGGCUCGAGGUCGAAGCAGGAUCGAUACACUCACUUCCUGCGAACGGCGGGAAACGACUUGGAUCAGCAUGGCUCGAGGUCGAAGCAGGAUCGACACACUCACGUGCUGCGAACGGCGGGAAACGACUUGGAAACGACUUGGCAUGGCUCGAGGUCGAAGCAGGAUCGACACACUCACAACCUGCGAACGGCGGGAAACGGCUUGGAUCAGCAUGGCUCGAGGUCGAAGCAUUCGAGCUCGAAGCAGGAUCGACACACUCACACGCUGCCAACGGCGUGAACCGAAUUGGAUCAGCAUGGCUCGAGCUCGAAGUAGGAUCGACACACUCACAACCUGCGAACGGCAGAAAACGACUUGGCGGGAAAUGGCCUGGAUCAGCAUGGCUCGAGGUCGAAGCAGGAUCGACACACUCACACGCUGUGAACGGCGGGAAAUGGCCUGGAUCAGUAUGGCUCGAGGUCAAAGCAGGAUCGACACACUCACAUCCUGCGAACGGCGGGAAACGACUUGGAUCAGCAUGGCUCGAGGUCGAAGCAGGAUCGACACACUCACUUCCUGCGAACGGCGGGAAACGACUUGGAUCAGCCUGGCUCGAGGUCGAAGCAGGAUCAACACACUCACACGCUGCGAACGUCGGGAAGCGACUUGAAUCAGCAUGGCUCGAAUUCGAAGCAGGAUCGACACGCUCACAGACUGCGAAAGGUGGGAAACGGCUUGGAUCAGCAUGGCUCGAGCUCGAAGCAGCAUGGACACACUCACUUUCUGCGCACGGCGGGAAGCGACUUGGAUCAGCAUGGCUCAAGGUCGAAGCAGCAUGGACACACUCACAAGCUGCGAACGACGGGAAACGACUUGGAUCAGCAUGGCUCGAGGUCGAAGCAGGAUCGACACACUCACUUCCUGCGAACGGCGUGAACCGAAUUGGAUCAGCAUGGCCCGAGGUCGAAGCAGGAUCCACAGACUCACAAACUGCGAACGGCGGGAAACGACUUGGAUCAGUAUGGCUCGAGGUCGAAGCAAGAUCGACACACUCACAACCUGCGAACGGUGGGAAACGACUUGCAUCAGCAUGGCUCGAGGUCGAGGCAGGAUCGAUACACUCACUUCCUGCGAACGGCGGGAAACGACUUGGAUCAGCAUGGCUCGAGGUCGAAGCAGGAUCGACACACUCACGUGCUGCGAACGGCGGGAAACGACUUGGGUCAGCAUGGCUCGAGCUCGAAGCAGGAUCGACACACUCACUUUCUGCGAACGGCGGGAAAUGA
Molecule: messenger RNA, 1689 nt
Organism: Suillus plorans
Lineage: Eukaryota; Fungi; Basidiomycota; Agaricomycetes; Boletales; Suillaceae
Exons: 6
Coding region: 1-1689 (562 amino acids)
Source: RefSeq, a predicted model, not a curated record